Medicago truncatula (barrel medic) is the source of this 1875-nucleotide messenger RNA. RefSeq names its product serine/threonine-protein kinase SRK2I. The record is from RefSeq and is a predicted model, not a curated record. Gene Ontology annotation, biological process: protein phosphorylation. Bases 189 to 1280 code for a protein of 363 amino acids. Gene Ontology annotation, cellular component: nucleus. Gene Ontology annotation, molecular function: ATP binding; protein serine/threonine kinase activity. Lineage: Eukaryota; Viridiplantae; Streptophyta; Magnoliopsida; Fabales; Fabaceae. The transcript is spliced from 9 exons.
ACACACAGUUGCUUACCUUUCGUUCCAACCCAAUCCAUCCAAAUAUAUUUUAUCUAAACCAAACCACCAUUUCUCUUUCUCUAAAAAAAGUCUUCUCUUAAACGAUGCCGUUUUCUCUCCCAUAACUACUCAAAUCACAAAACCCUCUCUUUCUCGCUUUUUUUUUCCGGUUCGUUUUUUUUUUCUUGAUGGAUCGAGCUGCUAUGACGGUCGGACCGGGUAUGGAUUUACCGAUCAUGCACGACAGUGAUCGGUACGAUCUGGUUCGUGAUAUCGGGUCCGGAAAUUUCGGUAUUGCUAGGUUGAUGCAAGAUAAACAAACCAAAGAGCUUGUUGCUGUUAAAUAUAUCGAACGUGGUGAUAAGAUUGAUGAAAAUGUGAAGAGAGAAAUUAUUAAUCACAGGUCUCUGAGACAUCCUAACAUUGUUAGGUUUAAGGAGGUCAUUUUAACACCUACUCAUCUUGCUAUUGUAAUGGAGUAUGCAUCUGGAGGAGAACUUUUUGAGCGAAUCAGUAAUGCUGGCCAUUUUUCUGAGGACGAGGCUCGUUUCUUCUUUCAACAGCUCAUAUCUGGGGUCAGCUACUGUCAUGCAAUGCAAGUAUGUCACCGGGACCUGAAAUUGGAAAAUACUUUGUUGGAUGGAAGCCCGACUCCUCGACUGAAGAUAUGUGAUUUUGGUUACUCCAAGUCUUCAGUGCUUCAUUCACAACCAAAGUCAACUGUGGGAACUCCGGCAUAUAUUGCUCCAGAAGUAUUACUGAGACAAGAGUACGAUGGAAAGAUCGCAGAUGUUUGGUCUUGUGGGGUAACCUUAUAUGUGAUGCUAGUGGGAUCGUAUCCCUUUGAAGAUCCUAACGAGCCAAAAGAUUUCCGGAAGACAAUACAGAGAGUACUCAGUGUCCAGUAUUCCAUUCCAGACAAUGUUCAGAUAACUCCAGAGUGUCGCCACCUUAUCUCAAGGAUCUUUGUUUUUGACCCUGCAGAGAGAAUUACCAUGCCUGAAAUCUGGAAACAUAAAUGGUUUCUGAAGAAUCUUCCCAUGGACCUGAUGGAUGAGAAGAUAAUGGGUAACCAAUUUGAAGAGCCUGAACAGCCCAUGCAGAGCAUUGAUACAAUCAUGCAGAUAAUUUCAGAAGCUACUAUACCUGCAGCUGGAACCUGUUCUUUAGACCAGUUUAUGGCAGAUAACCUUGAUAUGGACGAUGAAUUUGAUGACUUGGAAUAUGAAUCCGAGCUUGAUAUAGAUAGCAGUGGGGAGAUAGUGUAUGCCAUGUACUAAUUUGAUCAUUACCAGUACUUGAAAUACAGCAUGUUAAAAGGAGAGCAUUCUUAUUAUUGGGCCUUAUAGAGGAAUAUGUGGUGCCUGGAUUUUCUGUAGAUUGUAGUAUGGAUAAUACAAAGAAGUGCAUGUUAAUUUUUAUGUGUGCGUGCUUCUUGGAGGUUCCUACGUCUACAUAUUUACGAGUAUCGCCUUUGUAGAAGUGGGGUUGGAUGUUUUCUUACAUGCUGAAAUGGUUGCUGGUUUAGGGAAGAAAAUGAUUGUUAUACUUUACUCACUUCCUGGUGAAUACUUGCUUAAUAUAUUAUAUUUACAUUUACACUAGCAUUGUUGUUGCUACUUGGUCGGUUAAAUUUGCAUUAGGUGAAAUCAUAUUUCAUGUCGAUACUUAUAUUAUACACACCUACUCCAUGUAAACAGUAAAUUUUUAUUAGACACUUCCGUAGUUAGUGUAUGUUUUAGACACUUUCUCUAUCAUGUGUGAGGAAUAGCUGUCCCUCUUCUAUUCCAUUCCUCUAUAAAUUCACUGAAGUUAUUAGUACGAAUAAGAUGGAAGUUGUAAAUACUAUUUGGCAAACAACAAAGUUCAGGGAAA